Myotis brandtii (Brandt's bat) is the source of this 2954-nucleotide messenger RNA. RefSeq names its product cysteinyl leukotriene receptor 2 (gene CYSLTR2). Gene Ontology annotation, biological process: G protein-coupled receptor signaling pathway. The transcript has 5 exons. Bases 319 to 1335 code for a protein of 338 amino acids. NCBI's taxonomy places the organism in Eukaryota, Metazoa, Chordata, Mammalia, Chiroptera, Vespertilionidae. The record is from RefSeq and is a predicted model, not a curated record. Gene Ontology annotation, molecular function: leukotriene receptor activity. Gene Ontology annotation, cellular component: plasma membrane.
CUUUUAAAUGAGCAAGCUGAAUUACUUGGAGGAGGAAAGCAGGAGAGACAGAAGAGACAAACGCUAAGUCACUUGAAAGAAAGAAACCUCAGCUGCACAUUCUACUCUAGCUGAUCCUGAGGAGAUUAGAAAAUUACCCCUAGAAAAGGGGAAAUUUAACUUUUGAAGUACAGAAAGCACAAUUGUCUACAGAGUACUUGGAGGCAUCAUAGAUUCCUUACGACUUGGGAAUCAAGAUUCAAAUGCAAAUGAUUCUGCAGCCUUACUUAGAUCAGAAAUUGGGUUAAUAACAGAUACCUCCAAUCUUCCUUAAUAAGCAUGGAGAGAAAACUUAUGUCUUUGCCUCUAUCCACUUCCAUAUCAGAAAUGGAACCCAAUGACACCUUCAGCAAUAACAACAGCCACAAGGACUGCCUAAUUGGAAAAUUCAAGAGGGAUUUUUAUCCUAUUGUGUACCUGAUAAUAUUUGUCCUGGGAGCCUUGGGAAAUAGCUUUUCCAUAUAUGUUUUUCUGCAGCCUUAUAAGAAGUCCACAUCUGUGAAUAUUUUCAUGCUGAACCUGGCCAUUUCUGAUCUCUUGUUCAUAACCACACUGCCCUUCAGGGUUGACUAUUACCUCAGAGGCUCCGAUUGGAUAUUUGGGGACCUGGCCUGCAGGAUUAUGUCUUACUCCCUGUAUGUCAACAUGUACAGCAGCAUUUAUUUCCUGACUGUGCUGAGUGUUAUGCGCUACCUGGCAACUGUUCACCCCUUCCGGCUCCUCCAUGUCACUAGAAUCAGAAGUGCCUGGGUUCUAUGUGGGAUCAUCUGGAUCCUCAUCAUGGCUUCUUCCACAGUACUUCUGAAGAAUGGCUCUGAGCAGAAGGGUAAUGUCACAUCAUGCUUAGAGCUGAAUUUCAAUAAAAUUGUUAAACUGCAGAUCAUGAACUACAUCGCCUUAGCGGUGGGCUUCCUGCUGCCAUUCUGCAUGCUCAGCAUCUGUUACCUGCUGAUUAUUCGAGCCCUGUUAAAGGUGGAGGUCCCAAAAUCGGGGCUGCGGGCUUCUCACAGGAAGGCGCUUGUCACCAUCGUCAUCGCCUUGAUCAUCUUCCUCGUGUGUUUCCUGCCCUAUCAUGUACUGAGAACCUUCCACUUGGUUGUGUGGAAAGUGGGUACAUGCACAGACUGGCUGCAAAAAGCUGUGAUCAUCACACUGGCCUUGGCAGCUGCUAAUAGCUGCCUCAACCCUUUGCUUUAUUAUUUUGCUGGGGAGAAUUUUAAGGACAGACUAAGGUUUACAUUCAGAAAAGGGCAUGCACAGAGAACAAAGUGCAGCGUUCUUGUUGCCUGUGGUUGAAAAAGGAAAUAAGAAUGUAAGAGCUUAUUAAGUGAGGUUUUUUCUUAUAUUUCUCUAUCCACUUUUAUUAAAACGUAGUUUCCAAGUGACCAUGUAUUUACAUCAUUCCCAACAAAGGCUAUUUCCCAACAAUUACUUCACCAUGACUUUUACUAGUAAGACCUACUUCAAAAAUUUCAUUAGGUGCAUUUUCAGUGGUUGAGGCACAUGAGGAACAUAGUAGGGACACUCUUUACUAGAGUUUUGCAAUCUGAAGUGUCAGACAGAGACAAAAUGCCAAGUACAGUGGGUGCUACUUUUCAUCAGAUUCUGUACUAGAUGGCCCAUCAAGGAUUCUAAAUUCUUAACUUUAAGAUAACCCCAACUUAUCCAGCUCCUUCAUUUCCUCUUCCUUAUUCAAUCCCCCCUGAGAUAUAGCCAAUUAACAAAGUUGCUGGAGGUCCAGAGCAGAUAAAAAAAAAGUAUCCUAAGAAUUUAGGGAAAUGACCUUGAUUGUGAAGAGAAAGACUAUCCUCCAACAAAGCCAGAGUCAAGGUCCCAAUGAGCAGUGAGAGAAAAAUGGGGAAGAAGGACAAGGGCACGAGAGAACUGGUGAGAAGGGUGGGAAGGAGGAAUCUCUCUUUGCACUGGGAGAGGGACUCUGGCACACUGAAGGCAGGAAGGUUCCUUUCUCUUCUCUUUUUCCAGGAGUGAUAAGAAAGAGAGGGGAAAUAAGAGAAAGACGGAGGGCAUUGCGUAGAAUAAGGGAGAAGGGGGACCAGUUUUACUUUUGAGAUUUGGGCUCUGACUGACUUCACUGAAGUUCUCAGUCUUGCAUGUUAAUCCAUUGGGUUGGGGGUCAAAAUGGAGGAGGUGGCUCUAAAGGUUUGGUUGGGUGCUCAGAGAGGGCGGCGUGGAGGACAAGUUGCAAAGGUUGUGAUACCCUGAAAUUUUAUUAAAACUUUGGCAGAACAUAAGUAGGGUGGCUUUCCUUUUGAGAUUGUAGAAAAGCUAAGGACUACAACUGCUACCAUCAUGACCACUGUAUGUCCAAAGGAGUGCCCUCUUUAUGCUGGGCAGACUGUGACAGGCACUUCACACUCAUUGAUCCCAUUUAAUGCUCACACCAAAGCCCUGUGUUUCCAUUUUACAGAUGAAGAAACUGAAGUUUAGAGAAAUCGAGAGACUUGUUCAAGUUCACACAGAUCAUAAGAGUUAAAAACCUCUCUGACUGGUUGGCUGGGUGCUUGCUUCCUCCCCUGUUCCCCCUGAAAACCUCUAGGAAGAUUGGUUGAGAGUCAAGAAUAACAGUUCUCUUCUCCAAGCAGGCAUCUACCCUUCCUCACUCUUACGAGAAGACUGAAGAUGGAGGUUUUCUCUUCUGAUUUGCUGACUUCGGGCACAGUGGAGGGUGGGAGGGAGGUGGUGUUCUGCAGCUUGGGAGGAAAUGCAUCAAAGCCUUCAUGGUAAACAAGAGCCCCAGAACCCUUCCCUUACUCAGCAGCCAGAAUGAUGACAGACUUGUAGCCUGUCAAGACAGGAGCCUGGAGGAUCCUCCCAUGAAAAAACUGCCCAUCCCAAGAAAAAAGAUCAACAUAUACAGACUGUUGGGGAUUCCCCAACACAAAGGCCAGGGCUUG